AUGGGACUCAUCAUUUGUCAUAAUAUUCAUUCUAAAAAUAAGAAAGUCUCUUUUGUACAAGAUAAUGUAGAAUACUAAAAUAGAUAAGGUUAGAAAUAACAUUUAGAUCUACCCUAUAGACACUAUAUUAAUAAGAGUAACUACAUUGCAAGUAAUUUGCAUCAUGGACCUGAAAAAUUUAAUUUAAAAGGUAGUGUAAAAUUAAUGAAUGGAAUAGGUAUGAUAUUUAUAAUAAUACAUUAGGCCACAGCUCUAUUAUGUAAAGAAGAUUCUUAGAAAAAAUAAAUUUGAAUAACAUUUACUUUCACUCAAAACCAAAAAUCCUCGUGAAUUCAUAAUGA
This is a messenger RNA of Paramecium primaurelia, 341 nucleotides long. NCBI's taxonomy places the organism in Eukaryota, Ciliophora, Oligohymenophorea, Peniculida, Parameciidae. The record is from the annotation of a GenBank genome assembly.